UUCGCCAAAAUGAUGUGAAAAUAUCUGACAUGUAAUGUUUUAAUAUACAGAAAAAGUAAAUAACAUUUUUAUAAAUGUUUUUUUUAGCUCAUUACUGAUAUCAAACACAAGACUGCAAUGUUGUGCAAUGGGGAAUUAGAGGGGCGGUCACUUUAUAAACUGAAGAAGACACCUGUUAAAUAUGUGAAGUACUUCUGGGCAGGAUCUGAAUGUCAGUUAUAUGAAGGAAAUGUCGCAUGCAGAUUAUUAGUGAUGUGUUUAUGUAGCUCUGUACAUGGCAGACGUGUUCGCUGUUAGAUGCAAAUCUGUCUGUCUCUGCUGCCUCUGCUAUGUUUAGCUGGGGAAAGCCUGUAUCCUGUGUACACAGUCAAGAAGAACUUGUUGAGUUUCUAUGCUGUGUGGGGUGUGAGCCCAUUGCGCAACGCCAGCUUAAUCUCUCUCGUGUCCUUUCUGAAGACACUGUGAGGGAUUUCAGGGUGAUGCCUGUCAAAUCACGACAGGAGUAAGGACUUUGAGCAUUCUUCUAUACCAGUCUUGCGUACCCCGGAGUGGGUGUCCACAGCGGAUCAGCAUGGGGAACGGUGGAGAAGAAGGAAAACCACACUGGCGACUGUCACGCAUUGGGAGCAGAGGCCAGAAGGACCCGCCCAGACCCCCGCCGCAAACUAUCAAGCUGCCCGUGGCUGUCCCCAUGCCUCCUGCGUCACCAAGGCAACCCGAGCCUGCGGCCAGACCUGCGGAGCCUGCGCCCAAACCCGAGACCCUCCCUCCCAAACCCACCGUCCCUCCCAAACCCCAGUUCGAGGUGUUCAGCAGCUCUGAGCAUGGAAGUGUCAUACUGCAGGGCCUGGAUCAUUUUCGGACCGAUCAGACCUUGUGUGAUGUCACUUUGUUGCCUGGUGACAGCGGUCAAGCUUUCCCGGUACACAGGGUGAUCAUGGCCUCAGCCAGUGACUACUUCAAGGCCAUGUUCACAGGGGGAAUGAAGGAACGAGACCUGCAGGAGAUUAAACUCCACGGUGUGAGCAGCACAGGCCUGAAGAACAUCAUCGAGUUCAUUUACACAUCUCGCUUGAGCCUGAGUCUCUCCACCCUGCAGGACACCCUAGAGGCUGCCAGCUUUCUCCAGGUCAUUCCUGUCCUCAACUUCUGCAACCAGCUGCUUAGCAGUGAGGUGACCAUAGAAAACUGUAUGGAGGUUGAGCGCAUUGCUAGCGAUCUGCUCCUCGAGGACGUCCAGGCCCACGUUCACGACUUCGUGUGCCAGAACUUCUCUUCCCUGGUGAAGAGCAGCCACUUCCUGGAGCUGUCGGAGGCCAGCAUGUUGGCAGCCCUGGCCAGCGAUUCGCUGAAGGGCUUCUCCGAGAUGGAGCUGUACCGCGUGGCACGGGCAUGGCUGGCGCACAUGCCCGGCGAGCGCCAAAGCGCCACCUACUCUCUGAUGCGCCGCGUCCGUUUCCCACUGAUGAGUCCCACCGAGCUGCUGCAGAUCUCCCAGGAGGACCAGGCCGACGAGGCCGAGGGCGGCGGGGCGAACGGAGGGGCUCAGGCAUUCAUGCGCUCCAACACGGCCUGCGUCAAUCUCCUCCUGGAGGCCAGCAACUACCAGAUGCUGCCGUACCUACAGCCGGCGCUGCAGACGGAGCGGACGCGCAUCCGCUCAGACACCACGUACCUGCUGGCCCUGGGCGGCGUCAUGAGGCAGCAGCUGGUGGUGAGCCGUGAGCUCCGGCUGUACGACAAGGAGGGAGGGGGUACUUGGCGGGCCCUGCAGCCCAUGGAGGUGCCACGCUACCAGCAUGGCGUGGCCCUGCUCGGGGGCUUCCUCUACAUCGUGGGCGGGCAGAGCACCUACGACACCAAGGGUAAAACAGCGGUGGACAGCGCCUACCGCUACGACCCGCGCUUUGACCGCUGGCUGCAGGUGGCAUCCUUGAACCAGAAGAGGACAUUCUUCCAUCUGAGCGCUCUGCAGGGGAAACUGUACGCCGUGGGAGGACGGAACACCACCGGAGAGAUCGACACAGUGGAAUGUUACGACCUGACCAAGAACGAGUGGACCUUUGUCUCACCCAUGAGUGAGCCUCACUAUGGCCAUGCAGGCACUGUGCACGGAGAUCUCAUGUAUGUCUCAGGCGGGAUAACACGAGACGCGUUCCAGAAGGAGCUGUCCUGCUACGACCCAGCCUCGGACACGUGGAGCCGGCGAGCAGACAUGACCGAGCUGAGGGGGCUGCACUGCAUGUGCACAGUGGCCGAGCGUCUCUAUGUCAUGGGCGGGAACCACUUUCGUGGGACCAACGACUACGACGACGUGCUCAGCUGUGAGUUCUACAGCCCUGCGACAGACCAGUGGACCGUAGUGGCACCCAUGUCCCGUGGGCAGAGUGACGUGGGUGUGGCUGUGUACAAGGGGCAGAUCUACGUGGUGGGCGGGUACUCGUGGAACAGCCGCUGUAUGGUGGACAUAGUGCAGUGUUAUGACCCUGACAAGGAUGAAUGGGAGCGGGUGUUUAACGUACUGGAGCCACUGGGAGGCAUUCGAGCCUGCACCAUGACUGUCCACCGUCCGGAGGGCUCGGUGGUCGAAGCCCAGAUACAGGAGUGUCCCCUCCCAACAGCUAAGAGCUGACACAUUUACGUUAUUCAGCUGACACUUUUAUCCAAAACGAAAACAACUUGAGCAAUUGAGGGUUAAGGGGCCCAACAGUGGUAAGAUGGCCUAGAGCACACCAUAAGUAGGCCUAGAGCACAUAAACAUAAACUUAGCUAGAAUCAAGAACAGUUCUUAUUUUUGUUUUGUAUGUAGUAUUCUUUAAAGAUUAUUUAAAGAAGAUAUGAA
Electrophorus electricus (electric eel) is the source of this 2842-nucleotide messenger RNA. Its product is annotated as kelch-like protein 9. Gene Ontology annotation, biological process: protein ubiquitination; regulation of cytokinesis. Lineage: Eukaryota; Metazoa; Chordata; Actinopteri; Gymnotiformes; Gymnotidae. Gene Ontology annotation, cellular component: Cul3-RING ubiquitin ligase complex. The record is from RefSeq and is a predicted model, not a curated record. Gene Ontology annotation, molecular function: ubiquitin-protein transferase activity; cullin family protein binding.